AUGACCGGUUUUGUGAAAAUUGCCAUAGACGAUUACUAUUCGGACAGCAAUUGGACGACAAUCAUUAAUAAAUAUUGGAUGCUGGCAGAACGAGUGUCAGAUCCUCGUGUUCAAGGAUGGUUUCUGUUCGACACUCCGCUGCCGACGGUGGCGAUGGUGUGCGUGUACCUGGCAUUUGUGAUGGUGGCUGGUCCACUAUGGAUGGCUAAUCGAAAACCCUUCCAAAUACAGAACACGUUAGUUGCAUACAACGCUCUACAAGUUCUGCUGUCCUCCUAUAUGUUUUACGAGCACCUGAUGUCAGGCUGGUGGGGAGACUACAGUCUGUCAUGUCAGCCGGUGGACUACAGCGACAGUGAGAAAGCGAGACGGAUGUUACAUCUCUGCUGGGUGUACUACUUCUCGAAGCUGUCGGAGUUUGCAGAUACGGUGUUCUUCGUGCUCCGUAAGAAGAAGAGUCAGAUCACGUGGCUGCAUCUCUACCACCACUCGCUGACCCCCUUCGAAGCGUGGCUGCUUGUCAAGUUCAUUGCUGGUGGUCAUGGAACAUUCUCGAACAUCGUGAACAACCUGGUGCACGUGAUCAUGUACAGCUACUACAUGUUGGCCGCGAUGGGACCUCAGUACCAGAAAUACCUGUGGUGGAAGAAGCACCUCACUACCCUGCAACUAGUCCAAUUCUUCAUGGUGCUCUUCCAUUCAAUCAGCGCUUUGGUUUACGACUGUGGUUAUCCUAAAUUCAUCGCCGGAGGUUUAAUCUUACACUCGACCAUCUUCAUAGUUCUUUUCAUGAACUUCUACAUGCAAGCAUACAAGAAAGAAAAACCGAGACAGAAACCUACCGCUGUAGCCAUCAACAAUAAUAACAACGACGAGACUCUCCUACCAAAUGGUAUGAUCAAAACUGAGACCAAUGGACAUCUCAAAAAUGGUCUCAAUGGACAUAUUCAAAACGGAGGUCUCAAUGGACACAUCAGAAAUGGUGACCUACACACGACAUUAAGAAAUGGGGAUCUGAACGGACACCUCAAAAAUGAACUUAAUGGACACAUCAAAAACGGUGACUUAAAUGGACACCUUAAAAACGGAGACCUGAAUGGUUUUCUAAAUCAUGAAGCCAAUGGACGAGUGAAACUAAAUGGUCAUUUGCAAAAUGGUUACACGAACGGUCACGUGAUACACGAUGUUACAGAUAAGGAAAAAGUGCAAUAG
Spodoptera littoralis (African cotton leafworm) is the source of this 1212-nucleotide messenger RNA. NCBI's taxonomy places the organism in Eukaryota, Metazoa, Arthropoda, Insecta, Lepidoptera, Noctuidae. The record is from the annotation of a GenBank genome assembly.